Molecule: messenger RNA, 2125 nt
Organism: Dipodomys ordii (Ord's kangaroo rat)
Lineage: Eukaryota; Metazoa; Chordata; Mammalia; Rodentia; Heteromyidae
Gene: Cd5l
Product: CD5 molecule-like
Exons: 6
Coding region: 123-1139 (338 amino acids)
Cellular component (GO): membrane
Source: RefSeq, a predicted model, not a curated record
CACACAGGACCCCGCCUUUCUUCCUCCUCUUAGCACAGUUGUAGCUCUGAACAAAAAACAUUGCUGCCUGAGGCCAGCUUCUAGCUUUAUGCUCUAGCUUAUCUUCAUUGGCUGCCUGAGUCAUGGCUCUGCUGCUCUACUUGAUUCUUGCUAUUGGCAUCAGACCUGGAUUCUUAGAAUUUCCAUCUGGAGUGCGGCUGGUGGGAGGUCCCCACCGCUGUGAAGGGCGGGUGGAGGUGGAAUGGAAGGGCCAGUGGGGCACCGUGUGCGAUGAUGGCUGGGGGAUGGAGGAAGUGACUGUGGUGUGCCGGCAGCUGAGCUGUGGAGAAGCCAAGAGAAGUUCCAGCGGUUUCCAAUAUAAGCCAUCAACAGAAAUUGUGCCAAGUGUUCUUAUCCAGAGCGUGGAUUGCAAGGGGACGGAAGAUACACUGGCUCAAUGUAAGCUGGAAGAAGAUGUUUUUGAUUGCUCACGUACCGAAGAAGCUGGAGCAUCGUGUGAGAAGAGCGUGCGGCUGUCCAGCGGCCGUAGGCGGUGCGAGGGGCGAGUGGAGGUGUGGCACCAGGGACAGUGGAACACAGUGUGCAACACAGGCUGGAACCUCCGGGCUGCGAAGGUGGUGUGCCGGCAGCUGGGAUGUGGGAGGGCCCUACUAACCCAAAGACAGUGCAACAAGGCUUCUCGAGGCCAAGGACCCAUCUGGACGAGCCAGAUAGCAUGCUCAGGGCAAGAAGCAGCCCUUCAGGAUUGCCAUUUGGGGCUUUGGGAAAAGAACAACUGCACCCAUGAUGAGGAUACCUGGGUGGAAUGUGAAGAUGGUUUUGAACUGAGGCUAGUAGGAGGAGACAACCACUGCUCCGGGAGACUGGAGGUGCUGCACAAGGGUGUGUGGGGCUCAGUCUGCGAUGAUGGCUGGGGAGAGAAGGAGGACCAAAUGGUUUGCAAGCAACUUGGGUGUGGACAGUCCCUCUCUCCAUCCAGCAAAGCCCGAAAAAGCUAUGGCCCUGGGGUGGGUCGCAUCUGGCUUGAUGAUGUUCGUUGCUCAGGGGAAGAGCAAUCUUUGGAGCAGUGCCAGCACAGGUUUUGGGGGUACCAUGACUGCACCCACAAGGAAGAUGUGGCAGUGAUCUGCUCGGAGUAGUACCCUGAAUUGUUUUUCCUGCUGCGUGACUUGGCUCUUAAUGGCCCUGUGUGUUCCCUGCUGUUCUCCUGGGCCCUGAUUACUGGCCAUGCUGGGCCUCAGACUUUAGCCACUGCUCCAGAGUCUUAAUGCUGUGCUGUGCCUCAAUCCCAGAACCAGGCAAGCCCAUCACCUCAAGAUAUGAACUGCAGAAUCUGGCCUUUCCCGUCUCUUUCCAAUCUACCACAGCCCAUAGAUGGCCACUGUAACUAGUGGGAGAUAGGUGUGUACAAUAACAUUAAAGGAAUAAAACCACAAAAACAAUAUCUGAGAGAGAAGGCAGGAAGACAAUUGAUUUGGAACUUGAGGGGAAGCAGUCUUCUUGAACUCUUCUUCUCAAGUUUCAGGUGAUCAUAAUACUACUAUGCAAUUUCUUGGUGAAAGAGGAAUGCUUUUAGUAGCAGAGCAGUGUCCCAUAGUACUACCCUGUCAUAGUUUUAAUCUUAAAUGUCUCCCCUAAACUCAUAUGUUUGAGCAGUGUUCCGAGGGAGAGCUUUUUAGGGAUGAUUGAUCAUGAAGCAUCUGACCUCAUGAAUGGAUUAAUUCAUUGGUGGAUUCAUACCUCAGUGGACUGUUGGGAAAUAAUGGAAACUUUAGGAGUGGGGCCUCACUGGAGAAAGUAGAUAAUUAACGGCAUGCCCUUGAAGGGUAUAUUUUGUCCUCUUCCUCUCUCUUCCCUUGUUUCCUGGUAGCCAUGAAGUAGACAGCUUUGCUCUAUGUACCACCAGCUCCUUUUCAUGGUGCUCAGAAAUAGAACCAAGUAACCAUGCACUGAAACCCUGAAACUGAGCUACAAGGACUCUUUCCUUCUUUAAAUUGAUUUUCUCAGGUUUGUGACAGCAGUGGAAAGCUAGCACAUAGCUAGCCCAUAGACCUUCUAUUAACACUUAGGGAAGAAAAGACAUUUCAUCUUCUGGCUUUUUCCAAUAAAAUAUCUUUGUUUACCA